AUGGAUGAGCGGCCAAUGCUGCGUGGUAUCUUUGCCUUUGAGGACGAGGAAACCCCGGAAUGGCGUCGCGUCGUUAUGUCUGAGACAUCAGGUGGUGUACCCAAGUUUGCUACUAAGGCUGAGUGCGAGGAUUUUAUCCGCAAGUACUGUUGGCGUGGCUCGAAUCCAGAUUUUCCCAUGCUGCAGCAUGUUUUUUCUAUGCUUGUGGACUGGCAACAGAUUACGGAGAUUCUGAUUCCCAAGAUACAAGAGUAUGACAUGAAGUUUCCACUAGAGCCUACACCCGAAUUGAGUGCAGACAAUCGCUUCGCACAGGGUGAAGGCCUACCGAUAGCUGAGGGCGUGGAUUACCGUGUCAAUAUACCAUUCCACCAGCAAACGAAUCGUGAGUCUACGAUCAACACGUUGCAUUAUUUGUUCUUUCACAUGCGCUGUGGCAUUUUCGUAAUGAUCCGUCGCCGUCGUGUCGUGAUUUUCGCCCCGUUCGCGAACAGAGACUACGUGAACAAUUGGGGACAGAAUGUGACCUUUGACAGCUCAGACGGCAGUAUGUUUGCCUAUUACCGAGAGAAGCAACGUUAUUACCGACGCGAAAACAUUAUUCCAGACGUAAACAAGUGGUGGGCCAAUGGCAAUAUCAUCUGCAAUGAGCAUUGUAGGUAUCGUAAUAAAGAGAACGAGACGCAGUACUGGGGAGAUCAGUUUCUUACUCAGCUGAGAGACAUGCUUGAGGAUGCUUGCAAGCAUCGCAAUAUUGCAGAUUGCGAGUUUUUUAUCAACAAACGUGAUUAUCCGCAUCUAAAGGAAAAUCUGACUGAGCCUUACGGAUUCCUGUUUGACAAAGAUGACCGGAACCCGAAGGACGAUAUUCCAUUAACAGAAUACUUUUACCCAACGUAUGCUCCGAUCAUGAGCUUCUACGUGUCGAAGCGCUUUGCAGACAUUCCGUUUCCAUGUUCAGAAGACUGGGAAGCAGCUACAGGUCUCGUAUUCCCACAGUCAUUCCGACAUACGCAUUGUGACCAGUGUCCAUGUCGUAAUUCGGUGCAUUGCGAAAACGAUUGGAAGUGCUUUUGUGACGUUGGCGCCAACGGCCGAAAGAGACACGGUAUUGAAGGCGCACGGGACUUGUUCACGGCCAGCAACUUCCGGAAGUUCUACAAACCCUGGGCAGACAAGGUGAGCACAGCGUUUUUCCGUGGUAGCGCAACUGGUGGUGGUACAACAAUUGAAACAAAUCAGCGUCUUCACUUAGCACAUCUUUCCAACACAUGGAAGAAGGAUCCUGAAAUGAACGGCGAGGCCGAGAGAGAUGUGGCAGGAGAAGAUGACAGAAAUCACACAUUAGUGCCGCUGCUAAACGCUGAGGUAACGACGUGGAAUCUUCGUGAUAAGAAGAUUGCUGGCAAGCCCAUGACGUUUUUGCGCCACGAAGACUUUAUCUUUGAAGGUGGGCGUCAACAUUUCAUCCCUAUCUAUGAGCAGUCCAAAUUCAAGUACAUUUUAUACGUGGAAGGCCACUGCGCUGCAAACCGUUACGCCUUCUUGAUGCGUCUGGGUAGUGUGAUUUUGAAGGUUGAAUCGCGCUGCGUUGCUGAUGAGAUGUGGUAUUACCCAAUACUAAAACCAUUCGAAGACCACGUGCCGAUCAAAGCGGACCUUUCAGAUUUGGCCGAAAAAAUUCGGUGGUGUCGUGAAAAUGAUGAAAAGUGCGAGCAGAUUGCAGCCCGCGCCAAUGAGCUGUAUGAAAGAUUUGUAUCAAAAGAGGCUAUUCAUGAUUACAUGGAGGUGAUUUGCAACCGAGUUGCACAGCGUUUUCAGACAACACCUAAAUGGUAUAAACGGCCAGAGGGUGUCGAAUCGACGAAAAAGCCCGAUUUUGGCCGCUGUCGCGGGAUGUGUGUCGGUGGAGCAAGUGCGCGUUAUUGCAAGCGCUGCCUUGAGAUGAAGGACGAUGAUGACAAAGCUCGUGUGAAUCGUAAACGCGAGCAUGAGAACUCGCGAGAUGACAAUCGUCAUGGUAGCUAUUCCUACAAGGAUCAUGGUCGCAACCGUGGUCGUGGUCGCAGCCGUGAUCGCGAUAGCCGGACUGGUGAUCAAGGAGGUGACUAUGACCGCCGAGACCGUGGCUACGGUGUCAAUUUGGAGAAACACAGGUAUCGCCGCGAUGAUACGGAGCAUCAAGAUAGAAGUCCAAAGCGACCAGGCAUACAACAAUGCCGGAAAUGUCGUCGUGCGAAGUCCGCCUGUCAGUGCAGUUUUCGUCGUCAGUAG
Molecule: messenger RNA, 2274 nt
Organism: Peronospora belbahrii
Lineage: Eukaryota; Oomycota; Peronosporomycetes; Peronosporales; Peronosporaceae
Source: the annotation of a GenBank genome assembly